GAUGGAUAAAAAAAACAUUUUUGUUGCAUUUAUAUUCCAUAAACAGUAGGCACAAACGCCACCUAUUCAUUUUUUAUGUGGCUUAUGCUUUAAAGUUGUUAUUACAAGAAAUAUGUCGUUCGUACUACCGAGGCAUACCUGUACGGUGUUCGUUGUACGUGUUGAGCGACGCUACGACUGUCCACGCAUGCGCAUUUGUUACAGCGGGGACUAGACAUUCGGUCAUAGGAGAGGAGCUGCGGCGGCGGUACCGGAGCAGGAGGAGGAGGCGGUGGAUGUGGGGUCGUUCUGUGGAGGGGGGCGGCGCUCGAGCCACGUCGGUGAAACAAAAUCCUCAUCGCUCGACUGCAAACACGAUCCCCCGCAGCAGGAGACCACUGCAAUGUCCACCCCGGAUCCCUCCAUGGGAGGUAAUCCCCGCCCGGGUCCGUCCCCCGGUCCAGGUCCCUCUCCCGGGGCAAUGCUGGGCCCAAGCCCAGGACCUUCUCCAGGUUCUGCUCACAGCAUGAUGGGACCAAGUCCCGGUCCUCCUUCUUCUGGACUCUCCCAGCCGGGCCCGUCUGGCUACAGCCAGGACGGCAUGCACCCCCUGCACAAACCCAUGGAGAGCAUGCAUGACAAGAGCGUGAGCGAGGAGAGUCGUUUCAAUCAAAUGAAAGUACUGACAGUGAGGCCGGGCGGGCACACCGGUAUGGGUCCCCCACCCAGUCCCUUGGACCAACACUCACAAGGUUAUCACUCUCCAUUAGGUGGUUCAGAUCAUUCAAGUCCAGUCCCUUCCAACGGUCCUCCAUCUGGACCUCUACUUCCAUCCUCCUCCUCAUCUUCCUCUUCAAUUGGCCCCGGCUCGGCCCCUACGCCUUUAGAAGGCCCUGGUGGCGAUCAGCACUCCCUGGGCCCCGCCAACCGACCCGGAUCACUUGGUGGUUCAGGGCCAGGACCAAGCCCCGGACCGAGCCUCGGCGCCACUGUCCCCACCCUCGUGUCAGGCCUUGAAUCCGGUGGCCUGUCUGGACCGGGUGGCCCUACUCCUUUCAACCAGAGCCAGCUGCACCAACUCAGAGCUCAGAUCAUGGCCUAUAAGAUGCUGGCCCGAGGUCAGCCCCUGCCGGACCACCUCCAGAUGGCCGUCCAAGGGAAAAGGCCUAUGCCUGGCAUGCAGCAGCCCAUGACAAGUUUAACCCCAGGAGCUGGACCACCGGGACCAAUGAGUUCAGGCUAUAGUCGUGCUCACGGAAUGAUGGGCCCCAAUAUGCCUCCACCAGGUCCAUCCGGCCCAGCAAUAGGAAUGCAAGGACAAAACCUCAAUGGACCUCCCAAGUCCUGGCCUGAAGGCCCAUUGGUGAAUGCAGCAGCACCGUCCAACGCUCCCCAAAAGCUGAUCCCGCCUCAGCCCACGGGACGACCCUCCCCGGCCCCUCCCUCGGUGCCCCCCGCGGCCUCCCCCGUCAUGCCUCCUCAGACGCAGUCUCCAGGGCAGCCGGCGCAGCCUCCUCCCAUGAUGCCUUACCACAGCAAGCAGAGCCGCAUCACCCCCAUCCAGAAGCCCUGCGGACUGGACCCUGUGGAGAUCCUGCAGGAGAGGGAGUACAGGUUGCAGGCUCGCAUCACGCAUCGCAUCGCCGAGCUGGAGAACCUGCCAGGCUCUCUAGCCGGAGAUUUACGUACCAAAGCAACUAUAGAACUCAAAGCGCUACGACUGCUUAACUUCCAGAGACAGCUGCGACAGGAGGUGGUGGUGUGCAUGCGCCGUGACACGGCUCUGGAAACGGCGCUGGAUGCCAAGGCCUACAAACGCAGCAAACGCCAAAGCUUGAGGGAGGCUCGCAUCACAGAGAAACUGGAGAAACAGCAGAAGAUCGAACAAGAGCGUAAGCGCAGGCAGAAGCAUCAGGAGUAUCUCAACAGUAUCCUUCAACAUGCCAAAGACUUCAAAGAGUAUCAUCGGUCCAUCACGGGCAAAACCCAAAAGCUGACCAAAGCUGUGGCUACCUAUCACGCCAACACCGAGAGGGAGCAGAAGAAAGAAAACGAGCGCAUCGAGAAAGAGCGGAUGAGGAGACUCAUGGCCGAAGACGAGGAGGGCUACCGUAAACUGAUCGACCAAAAGAAAGAUAAGCGUCUGGCCUACCUUCUGCAGCAGACCGACGAAUACGUCGCCAACCUCACCGAGCUGGUCCGCGCGCACAAGGCUGCGCAGGCCCUCAAGGAGAAGAAAAAGAAGAAGAAGAAAAAGAAGAAGAAGAAGUUGGAGAGUCCAGAAGGACAGACUCCAGCUUUGGGGCCUGAUGGAGAGCCUCUGGAUGAGACAAGUCAGAUGAGUGACCUGCCCGUGAAGGUCAUCCACGUGGACAGUGGCAAUAUCUUGACCGGGGUGGAUGCUCCGAAGGCGGGGCAACUGGAAACGUGGUUGGAGAUGAACCCUGGGUAUGAGGUGGCCCCACGCUCUGAUAGUGAAGACAGCGAAGAUGAAGAGGAGGAAGAAGAAGAUGAAGAGGAGCAUCAGCCUUCAACUGCACCGACAGAAGAAAAGAAGAAGAUAAGUGACCCUGACUGUGAGGACGUGUCGGAAGUGGACGUGCGGCACAUUAUCGAGAACGCUAAACAGGAUGUGGAUGACGAGUACAGUGGAGCGGCGUUUGCCCGGGGACUUCAGUCUUACUACGCCGUGGCUCAUGCCGUCACCGAGAAGGUGGAAAAGCAGUCCACCUUAUUGAUAAACGGACAACUCAAACAAUAUCAGGUUAAAGGUUUGGAGUGGCUGGUGUCGCUGUAUAAUAACAACCUGAACGGCAUCCUGGCUGAUGAAAUGGGCCUGGGCAAAACCAUCCAGACCAUCGCGCUCAUCACGUACCUCAUGGAGCACAAGCGGCUCAACGGACCCUACCUCAUCAUCGUGCCGCUCUCGACUCUUUCAAACUGGGUUUAUGAGUUUGACAAGUGGGCACCUACAGUUGUCAAAGUGUCCUAUAAGGGUUCUCCAGCUGCCAGAAGAGCUUUUGUCCCUCAGUUACGCAGUGGCAAGUUUAAUGUCCUCCUCACCACCUACGAGUACAUCAUCAAGGACAAGCAAGUGCUAGCUAAGAUCCGUUGGAAGUACAUGAUCGUGGACGAGGGCCAUCGCAUGAAGAACCACCACUGCAAGCUGACCCAGGUGCUGAACACGCACUACCUGGCGCCGAGGCGGGUUCUGCUGACCGGCACGCCGCUCCAGAACAAGCUCCCUGAAUUGUGGGCACUACUCAACUUCCUCCUGCCCACCAUCUUCAAGAGUUGCAACACUUUCGAGCAGUGGUUCAAUGCACCUUUUGCGAUGACCGGAGAGAAGGUGGAUCUCAAUGAAGAGGAGACCAUCCUGAUCAUCCGUCGUCUUCACAAAGUGCUCCGUCCCUUCUUGCUGCGCAGGUUGAAGAAGGAAGUGGAGGCCCAGCUUCCAGAGAAGGUGGAGUACGUGAUCAAGUGCGACAUGUCGUCUCUCCAGCGAGUGCUCUACAGGCACAUGCAGGCGAAGGGCGUUCUGCUGACCGAUGGUUCGGAGAAAGACAAGAAGGGCAAAGGAGGCACCAAAACUUUGAUGAACACCAUCAUGCAGCUGAGAAAGAUCUGUAACCAUCCAUACAUGUUCCAGCAGAUUGAGGAAUCAUUCUCCGAACAUUUAGGUUUCUCUGGUGGAAUAGUCCAGGGUCUCGAUCUGUAUCGAGCUUCGGGAAAAUUUGAAGUGUUGGAUCGGAUUCUCCCCAAAUUGCGAGUCACAAACCAUAAAGUGCUGCUCUUCUGCCAGAUGACCUCACUCAUGACCAUCAUGGAGGACUACUUUGCCUACCGCAGCUUCAAGUAUCUGCGUUUGGAUGGCACCACAAAGGCCGAAGACAGAGGAAUGUUACUGAAGACCUUCAACGAUACAGAGUCGGAAUAUUUUAUCUUCCUCCUAAGCACUCGAGCAGGUGGCCUGGGCCUCAACCUGCAGUCUGCCGACACCGUCAUCAUCUUUGACUCUGACUGGAACCCGCAUCAGGACCUGCAAGCCCAAGACAGAGCUCACCGCAUAGGGCAACAAAACGAGGUGCGCGUGCUGCGCCUGUGCACAGUCAACAGCGUGGAGGAGAAAAUUUUAGCCGCCGCCAAGUACAAACUCAACGUAGACCAAAAGGUGAUCCAGGCCGGAAUGUUCGACCAGAAGUCGUCCAGCCACGAGCGCAGGGCCUUCCUGCAGGCCAUCCUGGAGCACGAGGAGCAAGACGAGGUCUGGGGACAAGAAGUGUGUCUACGGAUUAAUGAGGAGGACGAGGUCCCUGAUGACGAGACGGUCAAUCAGAUGAUCGCCAGGAGCGAGGAGGAGUUUGAUCAGUUCAUGCGGAUGGACCUGGACCGCCGGCGCGAAGACGCCCGCAACCCGCGUCGCAAACCUCGUCUAAUGGAGGAGGACGAGCUGCCGACCUGGAUCAUGAAGGACGACGCUGAGGUGGAGCGGCUCACCUGCGAGGAGGAGGAGGAGAAAAUGUUCGGACGAGGCUCUCGCCAGAGGAAAGAGGUGGACUACAGCGAUUCACUCACGGAGAAGCAGUGGCUCAAGGCCAUCGAGGAGGGCACUUUGGAGGAGGUGGAGGAGGAGGUGCGGCACAAGAAGACCACUCGGAAGAGGAAGCGAGAUCGAGACCUGGACCUCCCCGUGCCCUCGUGCUCCUCGGGGGGGAGAGGACGUGGGGACAAAGACGAAGAUGCAAAGAGGCAGCGAAAAAGGGGGAGACCGCCUGUUGAGAAGAUAUCCCCCAAUCCUCCUUCCCUCACCAAGAAGAUGAAGAAGAUCAUUGAUGCCGUCAUCAGAUACAAAGAAGGCACGAGUGGACGUCAGCUCAGCGAGGUCUUCAUCCAGCUGCCAUCUCGCAAAGAGCUGCCUGAAUACUACGAGCUGAUCCGCAAGCCGGUGGACUUCAGGAAGAUCAAAGAGAGGAUUCGAGGUCACCGCUAUCGCAGUCUCGGCGACCUGGAGAGAGACGUCAUGCUGCUUUUCCAGAAUGCUCAAACCUUCAACUUGGAGGGAUCCCUGAUAUACGAGGACUCCAUCGUGCUGCAGUCGGUCUUCACCAGUCUGAGGCAGAAGAUCGAGAAGGAGGAGGAGAGCGAAGGAGAUGACAGCGAGGAAGAGGAGGACGAGCAGGAUGAUGAAUCCGAAUCAGAAUCCCGUUCAGUCAAGGUCAAGAUCCGACUGGGCAAGAAGGAGCGAGGCGGAGAUCGUGGAAAGGGACGCAGCAGACGAUCGGGACGCACUCGGGCCAAACCUGUGGUUAGUGACGAUGACUCGGAUGAAGAACAAGAAGAGGAACACUCGCUCAGCGCCACUGACGAAGAAUCCUAAAUGGCACCGUGAUGUAAGAAUGUAAACGAGUGUGGUAGGAAGGAUUCUGUCUGCUCUCACCGUUUCCGAACAUCGGUACAUAAAGCCGCCGUUCAACUUUUAAGAUUGAGAUAAAACUGAAGGUUUAAAUUCACAUGUUCAGUCAAUGACUUGGUUAUGCGUGUGUCGCUUUAUCUGCAAUAGCCUUCAUUUAUUAGUUCAGUGAUGAGAGUAGUUACUGUUGGUGGAACUCAAAACUCAAGUCUUUGUAAUUCCUAAUAUGCACUAAAUUGCAUUUUCAUUAAAUACAAAUACAGUAUUUGACAAAAUGGGAAGCGUUUCAGAGAUUGGCACCUUGACUUUGCAUCAGUCUUGCUCGUCGCACUAAAGGUGGUUCCCACGACCGUACAACAUAUUUUGUGUUUAGGCACAAAGUGCUUUGGGGAUAAGCGACAUUUUUGUUUUGCACAAUUUGCACAAACCCGUACUCUUAUCCACACUUCCAUCGGGCACUUUUCUCAAAUUAAACUUUGCGCCAUGUUGGGUUUUACUUGGCAUGUGGAAUGGAAAAUUACAAUUAAGUGUGAGUGUAUUUUCUUACUGUGAUUAAUUCAUUUAAAUCAUCACAUAAUUCCGGCCUAAGUAUCUUAUAAUAUGAACGGCCUUCAACUUGAUUUUGUCCUAUGGGCACUUUAUUUUGAGUCAUUUUAAAAUGUUUUUUUACACAUAAUAUAACCUGUUUACAAAAAGGAGUGAGGCGUGCCUCCUGACUUGCCAAAUAAUGAGGCUAGACAUAUUGCAAAACUAAAGUUUUUGCUUUCACAGUCUGCUGACUUCAAACCAAUAAUUAAUAACGCACAUACGUAGGUGUUCAAUAUAGUGUGCACUCAUUUUGUAAAACUUCUGAUAUAAUCACUUUUUGAGCAACCCUUUCCAAAAAACAUCUUAGAUGUUGGUCGCGGAAGACAACAAGGGAAACACAAUCCAACAUGCCACAAAAUGCUAAAAAAUUAUUCCAGAGUCUUAAAUGGAACAAUCACAUGUCUAUUUAAUAUAUUUACAUGCAAUUAGUGCUGCAAAGAUUUAAAUGUGCCUAAAGUUACAAAAAUGACCCUAUCCCACCUAUUGAAUUUAGAGAACUACUAAAUCCAGUUUAAAAAUAAUAUUGAAUGUACACAGAAAAUAUUUUCAAACUGCCAAAAAUCAACCGCCUUCUUCAACAUGUGGUCACGACCGAGUCAAAUCGUCAGACGUUCCAAAAACAGCGUGUGUGUUUGUGUACGCUGAUGUUUGGGUUGGACAUUGAGAGGUGACCGACGACAUGACUGAACGUUUGCGGAGGCGGCGCUUCACGUUUGUGUAUGUUUGCAUCAUAACAGCCCGGAUGCUGCUGCUAGCAUGUCUCGUAGCACUUCAAACUUGAUCGAGCACUCUGAAGUCUCGCUCUCGUACUGUAUCUUUAAUUGCUUCCUAAUGGUUUCUGGUUGUGGUGACUUUAGGUUGCCAAAACUCUUCUAAAUACUUUUGCUGUUAGGUUUUUUUUUUUUUUUUUUUUUUUGAAGACAAAGGACCAGAGGGACUUUGGCUCCUCUCUGCUUGUGAAGGCCUCAUGGCUGGUGUUGGAUAUUCUGUAUAUGUAUGAUUUGUUUUGGUGGCUCUCUUUGGAGAAUUGUACUGUACUGUAAUUUUAUUAUGAUGGUAGCUAGUCAAGAACAUGCAACCAAAGCAUCAACACUUUUGUCUGUGCUGUGUUGUGUCGUUGUCAAUGGAAAGAACAUUGUAACAAUAAAUUUAGAGUGAACGUGUUUGUUGAAA
Syngnathus typhle (broad-nosed pipefish) is the source of this 7150-nucleotide messenger RNA. RefSeq names its product transcription activator BRG1. Bases 383 to 5356 code for a protein of 1657 amino acids. Lineage: Eukaryota; Metazoa; Chordata; Actinopteri; Syngnathiformes; Syngnathidae. Gene Ontology annotation, cellular component: nucleus. The transcript is spliced from 34 exons. Gene Ontology annotation, molecular function: transcription factor binding; ATP-dependent chromatin remodeler activity; DNA binding. Gene Ontology annotation, biological process: positive regulation of transcription by RNA polymerase II. The record is from RefSeq and is a predicted model, not a curated record.